Molecule: messenger RNA, 2262 nt
Organism: Aedes albopictus (Asian tiger mosquito)
Lineage: Eukaryota; Metazoa; Arthropoda; Insecta; Diptera; Culicidae
Exons: 2
Coding region: 406-2118 (570 amino acids)
Source: RefSeq, a predicted model, not a curated record
UUUCAAAGGAAAUAUGUCUCGGAUUUCGAGGGAAAUCCUUCCCGAAUUUUGAGUGAAAGAACUGCAUGCGGAAAUCUCAGAAGAUUUUAAAAACACAUUUGCUCCGACUGUACCCCCUGUGUCGGCAGCCUCGAUCGUUCGGAAAAACCUAUUCAGGUAAACGAUUGUUAUCUUUGAAGAUUAUUCUUUCCUUCUGCUCUCGGGAUUUACGUCGGAUGGUGCAUAUGAACAGGGCAAAUUUACAUCUAACAAUCGGGGGAUAAGAACGGUCGGCUGUCUGUCUUAAGCCAGGUAUUUCUUAUACAUAAAUUGAACAUUUCUGUGCCUGUGAAGGUCGGCCGACCAUUCAAGAGGGUUCAAGAGUUUUGCAAUCGACUUCGAGCGUUCAUUAGUCUUCGAUCGAUCAUGGAUAGCAGCAAACCAGAAGUCUACGAUAGCGAUGACUCGCUGUUUGAACUGAUCGAAUGCGGUAGAUCGGCUACGAGUCGUGCAGCCGCAUCGUCGAAGGAUGUUGAUAGGAAAGAGUUCAAACGUUCAAGUGAAGUGAGUGAUAUCAUGUACCAAACCGUUGCAAUGGCUAAGGAAAUUCGUGAGCUGCUGCUUAAAGUAUCCAAGAUGGCUGAUGUCCAGGAAAAGGAUGCUGAAACGAGGAAGCUGGUAGAGGAGACACUGGAGAAGGGCGAGGAUGCCUUUUUGUACAUACCUCCUAAGAACCAUGAGACUGCAUCAAAAUCUCAAUCUCCCAUUCCGACUGACUCGAUUGAAGAAAAGAGCGACGAUAACAAGAAUGAAGCAAAAGCAUCCGACACACAGAAGUUUGAAGGUGAAGCUCGAGGCGAAAAGGCUCAACCUGAAAACGCAAAGAGGGAAAAUGGCCAAUCGGAGGACGAUGACAGUGAUGAUUCGGUGUUUGGGAUCAUCGGAUCCGGUAGAUAUGAAAGACGUCCUCCUGCUCCAAGGAUAUACGUUUUGCCGUUCAUACCAUCGAAGAGUGUUGUUCGAAAUGAAACAAGUGAGACCAACCAUGAACAUGAAACAAGCCAAACCGAUGCGUUGACUAAGGAAAGUUGUGGGAUGCUGCCAAGAGUUUCUGAGUUGUCUAACAUUGAGGAAAAGAAAGAUGGCAAGCCAAAGCUGGUGCAGGAGACGGCAAACGGUGAGCUUUCCGAUGACGAUGAUGACUAUUGGUACUACACAAACCCUGAAAUAAUCAAUAAAGGCAUGGAUGGAGUAAGCCGUUCAAUGGAGCCUGUGCAACCACGUUCCAGCGGAUUGGGUGAAGUCAAGAACAGGUUCGAGGAACUGUCGCGUGAGAUCCCAGCAAUAGCCAUUGAGUACGCAUCUACCAACGAAAGCAAUGACGGCGACGGCGAGGAGGUAAAGCUAGUGGAAGAGACACAACAGACAGUAGGCGGUGAGCAAACGCGUGAAAUCGUUACAGGAGUAUCAGACGGACAGAAGCAUGCAGCAGAAGUCCAUAAGACGGCACAACACGACGAAAGCGAUGAUGCCGUUUUCGAAGUCAUCGAAACGGGACCUUUCAUAAAACCUCGUACCGUUGAGAUAGAGUGCAAGGCGAUGAAACAAGCCGAACCAGCUCGUCAGCUCCAUCCAACAAGAGUUGAAUCUUUGCCAACUGAAGAAGAAGAAACAGAUGAUGAGGAAACGAUCACGAAGAAAGCAGGCGAAGUGUUGGUUGGUAAUCCAGAGAGCGUUCGAGACAGAACAGAAGACGAAUUGGAAUUUUUUCAGACGGCAACGAUUUUUGAGCAAUUUUGUUUGAUUUCGGCAACCAUUGUGGCAGUAUUUUUAACCGGCAUCCUUCUAUUCAAUAUUCCUUUCACACGGAGUUUGACUAACGAAUCCACCGAAACUAUCGAACAAGGACAACAGCUGGCCCUAGACUUCGAUGAACAUCCCGAGGCCGAGGAAGUCAGUGGCAUUGCUGAACUACUGCAACAACUGGAAGCGACAAACGAGCGAAUCAAGGAGUACUUUGCUGAAGCGGAUCGGAAGAGCACAGAGCUGGCAAAGGAACUGGACGAGACGCAGCAAUACCAAUGGUUGCAGUGGGCAAUUAUCUUCUUUCUUAUAUGCUUACGUUUUGUUCUAGAUUAAUUUCCAACGCAAUUAUGAUUCAAGAACUUCCAGAAAUUUGAAAUGGAAAAUAAAUGUCCAAGACACUUUAUCGUGUUUGUUUCAUAAUUUUAAGCCGAAAUUCUUCAAAAAAUAGAUUGACUUAGGAUAACAGAAUCAUCCAGA